Branchiostoma floridae (Florida lancelet) is the source of this 1991-nucleotide messenger RNA. RefSeq lists its product as uncharacterized. The transcript has 5 exons. The record is from RefSeq and is a predicted model, not a curated record. Bases 429 to 1334 code for a protein of 301 amino acids. NCBI's taxonomy places the organism in Eukaryota, Metazoa, Chordata, Leptocardii, Amphioxiformes, Branchiostomatidae.
CAAUCGUGACGUCACGACUAGGAUACCAGGAUAGCUCAGACGGGGUACGGCCGUGUUCCAGUCGUGCUCGUGCUAAAAUUCAGAAUUUCAGCAGUCAGACGGCGUGUUAACCGUCAAAAAGUACCCAAAAUAUUGUUCAGACAUUGUUAUACCUACCACAAACAUGGGACCGGGUUAAGUUGGUAAGAAUCGGAGUUAUCGGCGUCAAAAGGACGACCUUUGACGUGAGAGACUCUCUCUGAGGAGCCGCCAUCUUGUCAAGACUGCAGGUGUUGACGCCGGAGAGUCGACAGACAGAAACAAGCCUCAACAGUGAUGACAGACUGAACUAAGAAGAUUGUAGCACGACAGAAGACUCGGGAACACACCAUACAUCCCUCUACAACUCAGCAGUUUCUGGUUAAAGUUACGGUCCCAUCUUAGUCACCAUGGCACACAAAAGACUACUUGAACUACAAGCAUCCCAUCAGUCGUACCGCGCCCCCACCCCUCCCCCCGACCCUAACACAGUCGACCAGGCACUACUGGCUCUGGAGCGAGAAACCCGCAGCCUUCAGCAGCAGGCAAGUCAGGACCGAGAAGUCGGGCACCACAGACCCCGGAGGCCUCCUGUUAACAACAAGAACAGGUACGCAAGAUCAUCCCCAACAAAAGAGGAGCGGGAUAAAGCCCUAGUUGAGCACGCUGAAAAAAUCUACCACCACAAACUGCAGACCCAGAUGUUUGGGGAGGACCUCAGCGCCUCAAAACUGCAGACCAAGAAGCGAGGUAAGAAAGUCCGCGCACAGGAGAAGCUCCACCAACUCGAGCAGGAGCGCCACAACGCCGUGCCCUUCAACCAUGAACACCAGCUGGUCCAAAUGGCGCAAACCAGUGAGUCUAAGAAGUCUGCAACCUGUACUUUCUGGCCGCCUGCACAGCUCGGCCUGGUCGGAGUACAGAGUUCUGGGGGGAUGAUGGAAAAGGAGAGGAUGAGGUGCCGGAUGUAUCCUGACGGGGAUGAAGAGACCGUCUACGUAACGCUGGAAGAGCGCCGCCCUCACAGACGGAAGCAAGCAGCAUCCAAGGACUUGGAGAAGACUACCACCAAGCUGCCAUCCCUGGCUCCACAGCGCCACAGUCUGGCUGGGAAGAGAACUGCAGCAGACUGCACCAUCUCUGACCUUCCCUCACUGAAGGAGCCAAAGCCUCCGGUUGCCGCAAAGUCCGACAACACCAUGGCAGCAGAGAAUCUGCAGACCAAGAAGCGAGCAUCCCACCGCAGGACGAGAGACAGCCGGGCCCUGAAGCGGCGCUGUGAGAGUCCCAGCGGCACCGUGCGCAGCAAACACUAAGUCCUCAGGUCGCUCUGACAUCCCUCAUAGUCAUGUGGUUCAUAAACACUGUACAACUCAAAGAUAGAAACCCCUUGAAAAACUCAUUCCCCUUGGAUGGUCAAAACUCUUUCUACCUCAGCCUUAAAAUGGUUUGUACAAUAUAUAAAAGUACAUGUCCAUGUUUGAAAAACAAUUUUACUGGACAUUUUUCCAGUUUUAAACAUAAAUUCAUAUCCUUUCAUAAAACAACUCCCCACUAAUGAACAUUUAAGGUUAAAAGUUACAACAAAAUUUGUUCCAUUGCGGUGCAUGUCAAGUUUUUGACGUCACAGUAAGAAAAGGGGGGAAUUAAACACCACAGACCUGCACAUGAGGGAUCAGGGCCUAGCAAGUCUAGCUAGAGGAAUGUUCAUGGUACAAUAUAGAGAAAUAUGCCUGUAGCUAACAGAUAUCAGUGCCAUGGACACUCCUAUUAAGUUAUUUAGUAACAUCAAGGGUGUGUUUGAGUGAUGCACUUUAUCUCCUUAAAGUCUGCCAUCAAACACUGAGUGACCCUUAAGUACCAGGGCUUGAGGCAUUGUCAGGACAUCCACAAGUAAAUUCUGAGUACAAUAUUCCAACAGUACUUCAUCUGCUGUUAUAGGAAACCCAAAGGGAGGCUUCACCAUUAGGGUG